This is a messenger RNA of Radiomyces spectabilis, 2057 nucleotides long. Its product is annotated as heat shock 70 kDa protein 2. The transcript has 4 exons. Gene Ontology annotation, biological process: cellular response to unfolded protein; protein refolding; vesicle-mediated transport. Lineage: Eukaryota; Fungi; Mucoromycota; Mucoromycetes; Mucorales; Radiomycetaceae. Gene Ontology annotation, cellular component: plasma membrane; cytoplasm; cytosol. Gene Ontology annotation, molecular function: misfolded protein binding; ATP binding; ATP-dependent protein folding chaperone. Bases 35 to 1891 code for a protein of 618 amino acids. The record is from RefSeq and is a predicted model, not a curated record.
CCCCUUCCUCUUUUCCAAGUUUACGUUCACAAUCAUGUCUGUCGAAUACGAAGGAGCCAUUGGUAUCGAUUUGGGUACUACCUACUCUUGCGUUGGUGUUUGGGAAUCCGAGCGUGUUGAAAUCAUUGCCAACGAGCAGGGUAACCGCACUACCCCCUCGUACGUCGCUUUCUCUGACAGCGAGCGCUUGAUUGGUGAUGCUGCCAAGAACCAGGCCGCUAUGAACCCCAAGAACACCGUCUUUGAUGCCAAGCGUCUCAUCGGUCGUCGUUUCGAUGAUGCCGAAGUUAAGGCUGACAUGAAGAACUGGCCCUUCACUGUCGUCGACCAGAACGAAAACCCCUUCAUUCAGGUCGAAUUUGAAGGCGAGACCAAGACCUACUCUCCUCAGGAAAUUUCAUCCAUGGUCUUGAUCAAGAUGAAGGAAAUUGCCGAAGCUAAGCUCGGAAAGAAGGUCACCAAGGCCGUUGUUACCGUCCCCGCUUACUUCAACGACAGUCAGCGUCAGGCUACCAAGGAUGCUGGUGUCAUUGCUGGUCUUGAGGUUCUCCGUAUCAUCAACGAACCUACCGCUGCUGCCAUUGCUUACGGUUUGGAUGCUAACGACAAGAAGGAACGUAACGUCCUCAUCUUCGAUUUGGGUGGUGGUACCUUCGAUGUCUCCCUUUUGACCAUCUCUGGUGGUGUCUUCGCUGUCAAGGCCACUGCUGGUAACACUCACUUGGGUGGUGAAGAUUUCGACAACACCCUUGUCAACCACUUCGUCCAGGAAAUCAAGCGUAAGCACAAGAAGGAUAUCUCUGGUGAUGCCCGUGCUCUCCGUCGUCUCCGCUCUGCUUCCGAACGUGCGAAGCGUACCUUGUCUUCUUUGACCCAGACCACCGUCGAAGUUGACUCUCUCUUCGAGGGUAUUGACUUCCAGUCCAACAUCACUCGUGCCAAGUUCGAAGAAAUCAACUCCGUUGCUUUCCAGAACACCGUCGAGCCCGUUGAACGUGUCUUGAAGGAUGCCAAGAUCGACAAGAAGGCUGUUGACGAAAUCGUCCUUGUUGGUGGUUCCACCCGUAUCCCCAAGAUCCAGUCUCUCCUCGUUGAUCUUUUCGAUGGCAAGGAGCUCAACAAGUCCAUCAACCCCGAUGAGGCUGUUGCCUAUGGUGCCGCUGUCCAGGCUGCUGUCCUUACCAACCAGGCCGGUAACGAAAAGACCCAGGAUCUCUUGUUGUUGGAUGUUGUCCCUCUUUCUCUCGGUGUUGAGAUGCAAGGUGGUAUCAUGGCUGUUGUUGUUCCCCGCAACUCUCCCAUCCCUUGCCAGAAGACCAAGGUGUUUACCACCGCUUCUGACAACCAGACCACUGUCACUUUCCCCGUCUACGAAGGUGAACGUUUGAUGACCAAGGAAAACAACAUGCUCGGUGAAUUCUCCUUGAACGGUCUCAUCCCCGCUCCCCGUGGUACUCCUGAACUUAUGUGUACCUUUGACUUGGAUGCCAACGGUAUCUUGAAGGUCACUGCCCAGGACAAGACCACUGGUCGCAAGGCUGAUGUCACCAUCUCCAACUCCACCCGUUUGUCUGCUGCUGACAUUGAACGCAUGGUCCAGGAUGCUGAGAAGAACGCUGAAGCUGAUAAGCAGCGUGAAGCCGCCGUCCAGGCCAAGCAGGACCUCGAAUCCUAUGUCUACCAGGUUGAGAACAACAUCUCUGACCCCAACGUCAACAUGAAGAUCCGUCGUGGUGACCGUGAGGCUAUCGAGACCGCUCUCGCUGAAGCCAUGGAACUCUUGGACAUGAACGCUGAUGAUGCUUCCGUUGAUGACCUCAAGAGCGCCCAGACCAAGCUUAAGCGUGCUUCUACCCGUGCUUUCGCUCACGUCUACUCCCAGCGUCGUUAAGGAGCCUCUCUUUCCUUGAUUGCUAGCUUUUUCUUUAUAUUACUGUUAAAACACACAUUUAUCAUUGUAUAGUGUAUCAAAAAAUGAAGAUUCGAAAGAAUUUUGUGCGUUAGAUUAACCAUGUCUACAAAAAACAAUUAAACGAACGUAAACUGUUGAAAGACAA